This is a messenger RNA of Fukomys damarensis (Damara mole-rat), 3672 nucleotides long. RefSeq names its product family with sequence similarity 186 member B (gene Fam186b). NCBI's taxonomy places the organism in Eukaryota, Metazoa, Chordata, Mammalia, Rodentia, Bathyergidae. The transcript has 7 exons. The coding region runs from base 128 to 2527 and encodes 799 amino acids. The record is from RefSeq and is a predicted model, not a curated record.
AGGGAGAAGCCUUAUACAGGAUAUUUCUGCCCAGCUCACAGACAUCUUGAACAAUGUCAAUGGUGUCAUCAACUGCUUCCAGGAAGAAUCAGGAUAUGAUUUAAAAGAAAAGACAAAAUCUUACCAGAUGGAGCAAAAGGGCAAGAAGAGAUGCAUCUUGCUAGAAAAAAUUUCUUCCUUCUCCAAAGAUGCUAAGACUAAAGAAAAGCACCUGUAUGAAAUCCUCCGUUGGUUGGGUGACUGGGUUGACAGUCUGACCUACGAGAUCAGGAACAGGAAGAGUGAGGACGAAGAGGAAGCCCUGAAUGAAUGGAUUGAAGUAAUAGAGAAAGUGUUACCUCUCUCCCUCAUCACCACCAAAGGAGGCAUAGAGUCUCUCAUUUCCCUUUGCUCCACUGUCAUUGAGGAACAAAAGAAAAGGUCACAAAUGCCCAAACACAUCUUCUGGCAGGGCUGGAGGGAGAAAAGCCCACAAAAAUCUUCACCCCACCUUCAGCCACUGAGCCCAGAACAGAUGCUCCAGGACAAGCAUGCCACCUGUACAAAGGUCUCCGAGGUGAAGUCCAUGCUGCAGGAGCUCCUGUACUCCACCAUGUUCAUCAAGGGGGAGGUCAAGGCCAUCAGAUACAUGUCCACUGUGGUAGAGAAUCUCAACAAGGGCUUGGUCCUCCAGCACAAGGAGAACAGGAGCCUGGAAACCAAAUACAAGUGCUUGCAAAUAGAGAUGGCCAAAGAGCUCAGCAGCCAGAGGCUGCACUUCCAGAAGUCCAUCCAAGACCUUGAGAGCCAGAGGGAUGCUCUCCUAAAGCGGGUAGCAAUUCUAUGGGCAAAGUGUCAUGACCUCAUCCUGACGAAGCAUGCCCUGGAGUUCCAGCUGAAGAAGAUUCAGAUUGCUAGAAAUCCAGCCAGAGACCCAGCUGAGGUGACUCCUGACUUCCCGCCCACCUCUGAGAUAAGGACCCUUCCACAGACAGGAACAGUCAUGGAGGAAGUGCGACAGGAUCCCAGGGAGGAGGAACAGUUGAUUUCACUUUCCUCAAGUCCCAUUGCCAGUGGGGUGACACCUUCAGCAUCCCAGCCUUUCUCCACCAUGAGAAUGCAGUCGAGCAUCACAGAUGUGUUUAAGGACACCGAGAUCCUUGAGUCUAUGUUAUCACCCUCAGAAGGUGAUACAAAAUCAGAAAGACUGGUGGCAGAGGGCCAAAUCCACAGGGACAAAGAACAAGGGGACCACUUCUCAGAGAAGGAAAGAGUCCAAAUUAAGCCACAUUUUCGGAAGCACCUAUCCAUAGGGAGCUCUGAGGAGGUGCCCUUGGAGAGCCAGGUGGAGCUCUGGGAAGAGGAACUCAGCUGGCAGAGGCAGAGGCAGCGGUGGCUGCAGGAGGAGGAGAUGUGGCUGCAGCGGCAGAGAAAGUGGGUCCUGCUGGAGCAAGAGCACCAGGAGAAGUUGCAGCAGUGGGAGAUGGAGGCAGCAACCAGGCAGCAGCAGCAAACAUGGGCCUGGCCAGAAGAGGAACGACAGAGCCUGAGGAGGGAGCCAGCAGGACUGAGGGAAGACACUGAGAGGCUGAUCUUUACAAGCACUAAUUGGUGCAGGAACUUGGAGAAGGCAGAGCCACCCCUAAGCCGGGCCCAAUCUGCUUGCCAAAGUAGGACGCCAUACUUGCCCAGGUCCUCCCAUAACCAGGAGCCCGGCCUGGGAAACCAGACAACCAUGAGUUCAACUAAGUGUGCUCAGAUGCCAUGGGCCAGCCGUGUUCCCACCAAGUCCAAGAAAUCUGCCUCCUUUCCUGUCACUAGGACAUCCAUCCGAAGGGCAACCCGGCCCUCUCUGCAGAGGUGCCCGGUCACCUCUAAGGAGAUGUACCACAUGGACAUGGAGGCCCAGAAGAAGAACCUCCAACUCCUGAGUGGGGAGUCAAAGCUGGGGCUGCCACAUUACCUGCGCAGCAAGGCCUUAGAGCUCACCACCACCACCAUGGAGCUGAGUGCACACAGACUACACUGCCUGUGCCAGAAAUAUGUUCUCUACAGACACUUUGAGAGCCUCCGACAAGCAGUGAUCAACCACGUGAAAGUCAUGGGAGAAACAAGGACCUCCUACAAGGCCCUCCUAGAUGUCUUCCUGGAAAAUAUUGACCGCCAGCAAAGGCUCAGGUUGCAGGCCUGGACGGACAAACAGAAGGAACUGGAGAAGCAGCACAGGGAGUGUUUGAGCAGCAUGGUGACCAUGUUCCCCAAGCUCUGCCUGGAGUGGAAUGUUCACCUAAACAUCCCUGUGGUCAUCUCCUCAAAGCCAAAGAAAAGCAAGUCACCCCUAGCCUUACGCCGGCGGAUCCAUUCCAGCAAUCCCACUUGCAAGCAAUCUUUUCUACCCAGUCAACUGAAAUGUGUGCCCUUGUGGUCACCCAGUGCCUCCGUGACCCAGAGGAAGGAAUGCCAGGAACCCACAGAGGAGCCAGCUGAGCUUGUCUGCAAAAAGUUGAGCCAGUCACUCCCUAGAACCCUGCAAAGCCAGAAGGAAUGAAACAGGAACAGUUCCAGUCUCCACUCCACCCCUUAACUAGUGAUUCUCAAACUUCAGGGUGACUAAAAAAUCACACGGGGACUUGUUCCAAAUGCAGAUUCCCAGCUGGUGCUUUUAAACAAACACUGGGUGUUUCUAAAUAAUCCUAGAACUUUGAAUAACAUUUUUUCUCCAUUAGUCCCCAAACCGUACAUUUUUAAUAAAACAGAGAUUACAUCUAUUUGUGGAAACCCAUACUUCCUUAACUCAUUUUUGGAACCUAGCCCAUAACCACCUUGACAUGGAGCUGGGCACGGAUCAGAGGACCGUCCAAGUGUUGCCUCUACCCUCGCAGAGCUUGUGUGUGCACAAACCAAACACUCUCUACAGCCAGAGAUGAAUUUUGGCCUCUAACUGCCUGGCUCUCCCCUUGCUCAGGUCCAUUCAAGGGAGCCAACAAACUGAAACAGCCAUCAUUAGUGCCUUGGCACAAAGUCAGUAUAAUUCUUCAUUUAAUCAAAUGACUAACUGGCUACCAGUGAUUAUCAUGACAGCUCAGAAGAUAAGAACAAAAGGAGAUGUCAAUCCAAGUCAGGGCCAGGUGAAAUGCAUGUGUGUCUGAGUCGUGGUGACAAAGGUAGAUGAAAUCGAGACACAGAGGUUCCAAAUCCAGACAGUAUGGGCUACAGAAGCUGUGUGUGGCAGUUACACGUCAGUUCAGUGACGAUGCUGCUUUGGUUACUCCAUGUGUGGCACCAUUCAUGCCCUUCCUCCCCGUCUCUGGCACACGGCUCCCUGCCUCAUUCCUACGGAGUCUCCCUGACCCGCUUCUCUACUCACCCAGCACACUCGGCCUAGGGACCAGACGUGACAAGUAGGAAAUGGCCCUGUCCUCAGAGAGCACAUAUCCAGGCUCUUUCUCAGAAACGGUGCCCAUCUUUGCUUCCAGUCUAAAGUUGGGACUCCGGGAAGAGGUAGGAAAUGAACAUCUGGUGCUAUGGAUGACAUCAGGAGGAUUUAAUAUCUUCACAGCACAAGGGUGCCUGGCCCAGGGAGGAGGGUGAAGGCUUUCUGACGCAGGCUGCACCCAGGGGUCAGCUGUGGCAGUGAAGGGCUAGCUCCAGCUUCUCAGGUCUCAGGCUCACUCUUAUGGGGAGGCCUCAUCC